Molecule: messenger RNA, 6747 nt
Organism: Moneuplotes crassus
Lineage: Eukaryota; Ciliophora; Spirotrichea; Euplotida; Euplotidae
Source: the annotation of a GenBank genome assembly
AUGAGUCGGAAAGCUCUCGAAAAUGUACAAGCUCGUGCAGAUCGGUCAAAUAAAAGAUCUAGAAAUGACCUUGCAGGAAGAGAUAAAACCGAACAUGAAAUCCCUGGAGAUGAAAUCUCAUAUGGAUUUGAGUAUGAAAGUAAGGAAGUUGACCCUGACUUCCCGGUCAAAAAGUCUCAUGAUAAAUAUUUUGACGAUAACCAAGAGAUUCAGUAUACUGACAAGGAAAUUCAAGAAUUCAAAUCUCUUAAAAACAUCUUCGUCAACAGGAAGCAAUUUAUACGCCUUGCUAAGAUAAAUAGCCCUGCUUAUAAAAUAAUGCAGAAGGAAAUGGAGAGAGAAGCGAUGAAGAACUCUAAAUCGAAAUUUCGCAAGCAGAAUACUCAUGGGACUCACAAAGAUUCCUCCAUACAGAAACCUAUGGAUCAUAGUACAAAUAAUGGAGAAAAUAUAUCAGUAGAGGAAGAGGAUAGUGAUGAAGAGAUUGACCCAAGGAGGUUCAAAGCUCAUGGAAAGACUUUCACUUUUUGAAGAACGUCCCUAAACUGCCUCGAUAACAAAAAUCCUGUCAGAAAGUUCUGUGUGUGGAUCAACUGAUGGGGCUGGUUUGAUUUCUUUAUCAUUGCCUGAAUAGUUAUCAAUUCAUUGCUUCUUGGAAUAAUGGAUUAUACAGAUACGGAGAAUAAAUCUUGGAGAAACCAAAUUGUUGAGUACACAGAACCCUUCUUUACAGUUGUAUUCACAUCGGAGUGUAUUAUCCGUAUCACAGGGACAGGAUUGAUAAUAGGGCAAGGAACCUACCUCUCAGAUCCUUGGAAUUGGAUGGACUUCCUUGUUGUUAUAAGUGGAUUACUUUCUUCUUUCCCACAAAUGGCUAACGUCAGCGGAUUGAGAACAUUCAGACUUUUCAAGCCACUAAAAUCUUUAACGAAUUUGGAAAAUAUCAAGAUCCUGAUCCAGACUCUACUUGCAUCAGUGUCUCAGUUGGGUGGUGUUCUUAGUCUAGCUCUCUUCUUUUUCUUAAUUUUUGCUAUACUUGGGGUAAAUCUCUUCACAGGACUUACUCAUUACAGAUGAAGAGAGACUAAAUACCCAGUAAAUGGUGACUGGAUAGCUAUUGCAAAUGACACUAGAAUUUGAGGAGAAAGAAAAUGCCCUAUCGGAACAUGCGGAUCUCUAGUCGAAGCUACUGAUAAAUUUGGUAAUGUCAGCGUUUCCAACAUUUACAGAGACUCUGAUAUCAAAGAACUAAAUUAUGGCCUCACAAAUUUUGAUAAUAUUUUUAAUGCUUUUCUGACUAUCUUCCAGUGCAUCACACUUGAAGGAUGGACAGACAUCAUGUAUAUGAUGCAAGAUGCCUACACCAUGUAUAUUACAAGUAUAUAUUUUGUGCUCGCUGUAGUAGUUUGAGCAUUCUUUCUGAUCAACCUGACCAUUGCCAUCAUGCUUAAAAAUUAUGAUGAACUAGAUAAAAAUGUGAAGAACACAACUCAUCAGGCUUCACUUAUCGAAAUAGGGAUGAAAACAAAGCUUCCUAGCAAGCUAAUCUAUUUCAUUGUUAGAGAGGAGAAUCUUAUUGUCAGUAAGAAAGCUAACAGGCUUCUCAAGGACCAAGGUGAGAGUCAGAGCCUCAAGAAUCGAAUUCUCACUAGUUUUAUCUACACAGAGAUAAAAAUUCCGGAUGAUAACUAUUACAAGUGGAAAAUUACCAGAAUGUUUUACUUCAUUGUGACUAUUCCUUUCUUCGGAACCUUUAUCCUGUUUUGUAUCUUAUUUAAUACUAUAUUCUUGUCAUUAGAAAGAUACCCUAUGCCUCAGAGCGAGAAAGAUGCGUAUAAUUCAGCUAACUACUUCUUUUCAGCUAUCUUUGCCAUUGAAGUAGUCCUCAAGAUCAUUGGGCAAUCACCAAAGAAGUUCAUUCAGGAUUAUUUCAACAUUUUUGAUUCAGUCAUAGUAUUGGUUUCCAUCCUUGAAGUCUUUGUCAGUAGUGGUAGCGGAGGUGGAGUCAGUGCCCUUCGAGCAUUCAGGCUCUUCAGAAUCUUCAAACUCUUCAGAACGGGAAAUUUAAGAGUACUUUUGGACUCUAUUGCAUAUACAAUGGGAACCAUUGGAAAUUACGUUAUUCUGCUGGGCCUGUUCAUAUACGUAUACUCGCUCCUUGGGAUGCAAUUCUUUGCUGGAAAGCUAACCUUUGAUGCUAAUGGUUACUAUGACCCUAACGGAGAAGUGGCUAGAGCAAACUUCGAUACUAUCUACUGGGCUGCAAUUACAGUCUUUGAGGUAUUAAUAGGAGACAACUGGAAUGAAGUAAUGUUUGAUUGUAUAAAAGCCAGCGGAAAAAUCAGCUCAGCCUACUUCAUAUCCUUAAUUCUCUUCGGUACAAUUAUCAUGCUGAAUCUCUUUCUCGCGAUCUUGUUGGGAAACUUUGAUAAGGCCCGAACAUUCUGGCUCAAGAAGAGUAUUUUCGAGAUGUUCGAAACAGCCAUCGAAAGAUACUCACUAAACAAAGCCAUCAGCAUAAUCCUUGGAGAAGUAAACAAAUCAGUCAAGGAAGAACUACUCGUUCACCACGAAAAAGACAUAUUCAAGCUCAACGGGCGUCUCAUGAUUAUCAACCGGAAAAUGAUGGAGAACGACCCUGAAGAAGCCGAUAAACUUAUAUACUAUGACCGAGUUGCCGUCUACGAAACUGAUUACAAGCCAAUACUCGAAGCUUACUCAGACGAAGACAAAGAAGAAAGCGAAGAUAGACAAGAGUCCUAUAAUUUCCAUCGGUCUAAAAAGUCAGGCAACGAUGAUGAAGACGACCUUGAAAGAAUAGAUGAAGAAGAAGAACAUAAAGACAACCUUAAUGAGUCAAAGGAGGAGUUAGUUCCAGAAAAGAAAGUUUCACAGACUGUAAUUGUCAAAUAUCCAAAUGAAGAAUUCACCAUGAAAGUACAUUCUCCGAUUGAAGAAAAUGCUCUUGAAGAGUCCUUCCAAAUGGCAGGCUCAGGGAAUAUCCCAAUCAAAGAAGAAGAUGAAUUGAAAUAUGUAAGUCUGGAGACGCCAAGGGAAAAGAUAGAUGAUCUAGAAGAGAACUCUAGAGAAGAAUCAAAACUUCUAUCUAAAAAGAAGAUUAAAAAGUCAGUAACAUUUGAUCUCAGAGAUCCUCAAGUUCAUGAAGAAUCUCUUGAGCAUAGUUUCUCUAGUAAGGAUGAUGGCGUCCCUGAAGAAUUUAAUGAAAAGACUGAUAAGGAAAGAUAUAAAGCGGAGGAUAAUAUUCUUGUAUCUAAAAACGAAAUGCCUUUCUGGAAGAAGAUCCUCAAUCACAUGAGAAUGUCCUCUCUCUUCAUCUUUCAUAAAGACUGGAAAAUCAGGAAAGUCUGUAUAGAUUUAGUUGUAUCUCCAGAGAAUGUACUGGAAUAUGAUAACAAGAAGAAAGAAGAUGCUAUGUUUAAUUCAAAUAAGGAUAAAAAAGGUGAUUUUUACAAGACCUUCGAAUUACAAAACACUUUCAAAAAUCAGAAUUCUUUUAAUAAACAACAAUCAAUUAGAAAUCAAAUUGACCAGGACAGUAGAUCUUUCAAGAAGUCAAGGUCAGGGUUUUACACAAAUGAUGAAAUCUACCAAAAUAAUAAUUUGGCUAAAACAGAUGCAAAAGAGAUAGCAGAGGAAAGCAAGAAGAAAAAAUGCUGCAGAUUCAACUCUCAUCCUUCAAAAUAUUUUGAUUAUGUAAUAAUAGUCCUGAUCCUUAUUAGUAGUCUGCUACUUAUAGCUGACAAUCCUUUGAACGACCCUCAAUCAAAAUGGUCCAACAUUUUAGGAAUAAUCGACAUGUUAUUUUCACUUCUAUUCUUUUGUGAAGCAGUUAUCAAAAUCAUAGGGCUUGGUUUCAUCCAUACAAGUAUAAAAGGAAAGCCCUAUAUCACGAAUGGCUGGAACAUCCUAGAUUUCAUAGUGGUCUCUGCCUCCAUUCUAGAUUUAUUUGUAUACAUUCAGGAUACAGAUUCUGUAGAUACAGAACAAUUAAAGUCUCUAAAAGCUCUGAGAGCACUCAGAGCCCUCAGACCCCUUAGAAUGAUCUCUAGAAAUGAAGGUAUGAGACUAGUCGUAAAUGCCUUAUUCGCAUCUAUCCCAUCAAUGACCAAUGUGCUGGUAGUUUGCUUGUUAUUCAUUUUGAUCUUUGCAAGUACCGGAAUUUCUUUAUUUGCUGGAAAGUUCUAUCAUUGCACUUUCAAGACAUACAGUAGCACUAACACAAGUUUUGUGAACGUAGAGCAAAUUGAUGGCCAAGAAGAUUGCCUCAAAUUCGGUGGAAAAUGGGAAAACCAUGAUAGCAACUUUGAUAAUAUAUUCACGGCAAGUCUCACACUGUUUGAGAUGAUGACUACAGAAGGCUGGCUCGAUGUGAUGUACAACGGAAUAGAUGCUAGGGGCAUCGGCAAGGAGCCCAAAAAGAACACUAAUGUUAUUCUUUCUCUUUUCUUCAUUGCAUUCAUGGUAGUUGGAAGUAUGCUCAUUUUCAACCUCUUCGUUGGAGUUGUCAUUGAUAAUUUCAAUAAGAUCAAGACUAAUGAAGAACUUGGAAAUAUGUUCGUAACUGAAUCUCAGAAAAAGUGGAUUGAAAUCCAAAGGAUCAUUAUGAGAAAGAAGUUAAAAUUACAAGAGCAAAAGCCUACAAAAGGAUUUCGACUCAAAUGUCUCAACUUUGCUCAAAGUAAAGGAUUUGAGUGGUUCAUCACCUGCUGUAUUUUAGUAAACACACUUAUAAUGUCUUUGAAAUAUUCCAGAAUGGAUGAGACUUAUGAAAAAGUUUUAGAGUAUUUUAAUUAUUGAUUUGCAGUAAUCUUUAACUUUGAAGCUAUAGUCAAGAUUAUUGGUUAUGGAAAAUCAUACUUCUACUAUUCAUGGAAUAAAUUUGAUGUCUCUAUAGUGGUUGGUACAGAUGUUGGUCUCCUGAUGAACGUUAUUAACACUGGAAUCAAUAUCUCAACUGUAGCAACGGUAGUGAGAGCUUUCAGGAUUAUGAGAAUCUUCAGACUAGUCAAGAGUUCCCAAAAUAUGGCUAUUAUCCUUGACACUAUUGGGUAUAUCAUGCCGCAGGUUACUAAUAUCAUGUCACUAGUAUUCCUACUGUUGUUUAUCUAUGCAGUCUUGGGUCUUAACUUAUUUGCAACGGUAAUGUACCAGGACUACUACAAUGAAAGAGCCAAUUUCCGUACUCUAUUUGCCUCAAUCCUGCUUCUUUUAAGGUGACUUACUGGAGAAAAUUGGAAUUUGAUCAUGAAGGAACUUGCACUCAAAGGUGAAUAUAAUGGAGUAGAAUGCAAAGAUAACCAAACUUAUUUAGAAAGACAAGAAGAAGGAGUUCUUGGUUGUGGAAAUGAAAUUUCAUAUAUUUAUUUCAUUACUUAUAUGAUUCUCCUUAGUAUGGUCAUCAUGAACCUCUCGGUAGCUGCAGUAAUUGAAGGUCUUGCAGAAGCCAGCAAGGAAAAUACAGGGUAUGUCAGUGGGGAACAGAUAGAAUUUCUUAUUGAGAAAUGGAAAGACUAUGAUGUAAAUGCUUCUGGACUAAUUUCUUACCAAGACUUUCUGUUCUUGCUCUACGAAGUGCCUCCUCCCCUAGGUCUAGGAAAAUUCACAACCUACUAUUCUGAUAAUCAAAACGAUAACGAAAUUGGUGAUGCUCCAGUCAACGAUGAAAUAAAGGAUAACCAUAAAAAUACUAACAAUCUUGGUCUUCAAGAUCGCUACAUGAUCCAUCCUGCAAAGAAGAUUUAUAUAAAAUAAAUCUGAUGCUAUCAAGAUCUUUAAUGACUACGCAAUCCCAAUUUAUGAUGAAAAUGUCCACUUCAAAGAUGUGGCAAAGGCCUUAGUCGAGAAGAUUUUCAAAAAGAACAAACUAGCCUAUGAUCUGACUGAAAAGAUCAAGAAAAGGUUGAACAAGCAAUGGGAAGGAAAAUAUAACAACCUCAAGCGGUUCAAGCCAGUUGAAUCGAUGGAUACAGGCACUAUAGAGGCUGGCAAGGCCAUUCUUAAGUUCUACCGUCGGACUAAAGGAAAUCAAGAAAACACUGGUUUGAAAAAAGGAAAAUCGUUGACCAACAAAGCAAAUAAUCUUUCCAUGCAAAUGGGUAAGAAGAAUAGCCGUGCAACCACAAAAGGCAAGAAAGAGGAAGAAAAGACAAACGGCAAUAAAGCUAAGGCUGAAGAAUUCAAACUUGAAGAUAUCUCCACCUUCCUUGAGAAGGGUGAAAAUGAAGAGAUUAAGAACGAUCCUCAUUUUAAUGUCUACCGUGAAAUGAUGAACGAAAAGCAUAUUGCAUACAACAGAAAUUUGAUAAUCCAAAACAAAGAACUAGCUGACAACCAAUUCACUUGGUUCAGAGACCCCAAUUUCAAGAUCGAAGAUUCCUCUAGUGAAGAAAUAGAAACUCCUGUGAGAAGACGAAAGGCGAGAAAAUUUGAGACAGGAAAAUUUGCAAUGCCAAAUACCCCAAUACUCAGGAAACGUUCGCAUGGAAAACUGAUGUUCCCUUCCCUUUCAGAUAAAGUAGGGGGUCUCAAUCCUCUUCGACUAGAGUCUGGUAAAGAGUUCAAAAAUCAUGGAAUCCCACUUAUGGAAACUCAAUUGAAAAGUCCUAAAAAUUCGUUGUUGCUUCUCAGAAGACAUAAAGUAAUGGAAGAGGAUGAAAAUGAAUAAUUUCAAUAAUUAUUAAGAUAUUUGGAUUUUUGGUAUCACUGGUUUCAUCCGAAUUUAGGUUU